AUGAGCUGUUCACGAUCGUGGACUAAUGAAAGUGGUACAACACGACCAGAUUCUAGUGAAGAUCAAACUGAAAUCGACUCAGUCAAUUACUCUUCAGAAAAAACACAUGACAGAAAGAAAAUAAAUAGAGAAUUAAAUAAAGUAUGCUCUGAACAGAUUAUUGUUCAUCGGUGGUUUUUAUCUGAUAUUCAAUCUUUAAAUAGUGAAAAGGAAGAUUUCUACGUACAAUCUAGUUCAUUUGGUUGUACUGGUGGAAAUGCAAGUUUGAAUUGGAUUGUUCGGUUUUAUCCAAGAGCAUCCAAACUAUCAAAGAAUACACAUUCAUUUAAAGUCAUUGAUAACUAUGAAUAUCUAACGACGACAGGUAAUAAUAGUGCAUUAAAUGAAGUCGAAAAAAGUAACGAAAUUAUCAAUGAGACCUUACUCAAUAGUCUUCAAAAUAUGAUGAGUAAAAAGGAAAAUAAGAAUUCCAUAUCGUAUAUAGAAUCUGUCAAUCAAUUACUUAGUGAGAUUUUACAAAAGCCAAUAUCUAAUAUUGACCAACGCAUAAGACCAAAUGAAGAAGAUCUUAAUAAAGUAAUAUUAACAAAAGAAACAGCCCAUGUUUCGCGAUUAAAACAUGAUAUGUUAAAAACUUUGCCACAAGAUUCAAUUGUAUCAAGUGAAAAUGAAACAAUUUCAGAUGAUAAAUCAUAUUGUGCGUUAGAAAUUCUAAAAGUCAAUGAUUAUGAAGAAUCUCCUCAAGCACUCUUUGAAACUUACUAUCAAAUAUUUGACGUGGCCGAUGAUGGCAUUUUAACUCUGCUGAAAACUCAAGGUCGUUAUCAAGCCCAUUUUAAUCGGGCAUUGAUUAUGCUACCGCGUGAUGCGAUCUUCUCUAUUUCAUCAAAUAAUAUUCUCUUUUCAAUCAAAUUAAUUAUUUAUGAAUGUUCAUCAACAAUUGGAUAUUGCCAAUCGAUGUCAUCUAAUAACAAAUGUAUUAAAAAUUUACUAUCGGAACAAGCUCUAUCUUUGAAUACAUCAAUUCGAGAUACAAAUAUAUUUUGUAAUCCUAAUUCUAUGAUAGAAUUAUCUAACAGCAAUAUAUUUUGGUUGAUGUCAAUACACAAACUUUUUACUGAUAUGAUAAUUUAUUCUUCAGACGGUCAAGAAUUUCAUGCACAUCGUCUCAUACUUUGUACAGCAUGCGAAAAAUUAGCUGAAAUCAUUUCUAUGAAUCAAGAAAUAAAUAAAAUUGAAAUAGACUCGAUUAGUGGAACUAUUCUUAAACGUAUUUUAAAAUAUUUAUAUACUGGCGAAAUUGAAAUAUCUAUUGGAGAAUUUUCAAUUGAUGAAAUUCGAGAUUUAUUAAAUGCAGGUGAUUUCUUUGAACUAUUGCAAUUGAAAAAUAUUAUAACAAAGAAAUGUUGGAAUCAUAUAACGGAAAAAAAUUGCUUCGGUCUAUUACAAUUAGCUGAUGAUAAACAAAUGAAAGUACUUAAAAAUCGUAUAUUAAUAUUUCUAUGUCAACAGCAUCCACAGCUAUUUGACACUGAUGGAUGGCAACAAUUUGUGAAUAUACGACCUCAUCUCUACGAUGAAGCAUUUGUCAGCCUUCUUCGUCUUAAUCAUCUUCAAAAAACAAUAAUUGAAAAUAAUUCCAAGAAUCAAAAAUCAUAA
This is a messenger RNA of Rotaria socialis, 1659 nucleotides long. The record is from the annotation of a GenBank genome assembly. Lineage: Eukaryota; Metazoa; Rotifera; Eurotatoria; Philodinida; Philodinidae.